Messenger RNA from Papilio machaon (common yellow swallowtail), 3195 nucleotides. Its product is annotated as sialidase. The record is from RefSeq and is a predicted model, not a curated record. The transcript is spliced from 11 exons. Lineage: Eukaryota; Metazoa; Arthropoda; Insecta; Lepidoptera; Papilionidae. Bases 194 to 2686 code for a protein of 830 amino acids.
AGGAGGUUUCAUUUCAGUUUUCUUUCGAUAUAGCAGUGGUGUAUACCAGUGCCCUACAUUCUUGUACUUUAGCUCAAAUGGAAGAAAGUUGUGUUCUCGUAUCGUUCCUUUUUAAAGGCGUGACUUAAUAUUUCAUUUGUAAUGGAAUGUGUUCCGCCUUUAUGCCGGAUUUACAUUAAUUAAAACACUUGUUAUGUAUACUAUAGUUGAGAUUGUACUAAGCGUGGGAGUGAUAAUCACUCUCAUCACCGCUUUUUCAGCAUGCGUUUGUGGAUGCAAGAAUUCCAAUCAAAAAAGUGAGUUGGUUGGCACGGCGGGUGUAGUCAAAAUCCACAUAGAUGAGGAAGUACCGUCUCCAACGCCAACCACUCCAGCUUCCGUCAAGCGAGCAUCGACACAGAACUCUCAGCGCAGUUUGCCGGAGAUCCCACACCCUGUGGGGAGGCACGACAGCGGAGACACGGCCUCCGAAAUAUACGCUACUGUUAAUUUAGAUGAAGGAAAUAAACCCGACCCGACAGCAUCCACUAGUAGAGACCAUCCCUACGAACAUGCAUACGCCAAACUGCAGAAUGAGAAUCACAAUAUCACGAUGGAUAUUACCCCAGAUCAAGAAUCCCAAAGAGAUAUACAGAUUGAAGAGCGCGAAGCGACGCAGCCUGGACCAGAAUCUGUGGUGAUAUCGGCGUCGGUGGCUAUCAGUGGUCAGCUGCCUUCAAGUCAGGAGCUGCCGUACAUCACGCCGCCCUCCCCUCGCCCUCGCCCCCUGCCCCUCGCUGACAACACCCUGCACUUCAGCGGGGACUCCACCGACUCCACGAAAGGGUACACGAGCAUAUCGGUGCGGGAGCCGCUCAGUAACAUCCGGGCGCAGAGUGUGAAGCCCUCCGCGCAGCCGCACUACGCCACCGUGUCUGAUGACUCCGACGAGAUGUACGCGGCGAUAGAGGAGGCGAGCGUGGGUGAGGGCGAGGGCUCGGACACGUACGCGCAGAUAGCGCCCGAGCCGCGCCGCCGCGACCUCGCCCCGCCCCGCACACCUCCCGCCUCAGCCCCAGCCUCCGCCCCCGCCCCCGCCCCCGCUACUGCACCGCUAUCUGAACUAGCCACCAGAAGGAGUGCUCCCCCAGAAAUUGGUUCCUCAACAUCACAAGCGACGCAUUCUAGACAAGCAUCAUCGUCGUCGUGUUCGAACUCGACCGGCGCUCUCGGCUCGCCCAAGCCGGAGAAGCGAGUUGCCAACUCUCCGCUGCCGCCGCCUCCGCUCGCCACGCACGGCACCCACGCAGCACACGGCACCCACGCAGCACACGGCACACACGUAGCACACGGCUCACACGCAGCACACGGCACGCACAACACACACGCCCCGCUGACGCAGUCGCAACGACACCACCGCAUAUCCAGUACAGGUGACCUUCACUUCAAUCACGACAAACUUCGACGAAGCCUCAACGAGAAACACCAGCGCAACAACAGCUGUGUCAGCUCCUCGGACUUCUACGGCUGCAACUACCCUGUGGAGAAGCACAGGUUCAGCUCCGGCGAUAUCGUGAGGCCCCUCGUCGCUAGGGAGCUCGACUUCGACAUCGACCACCAGCCGCCGACCGAAACCACCGACAAUCUUUACAACUCCAUCGACGGCCCCGCACCCAGCGACUACUCCUCCGCAGACGCCAACCUCAGCAUCAACUCCGACCACCGCGUCACUGAGAGCCCCUCACGUAACCUCGACGACAUGUACGCCAAGGUCAUGAAAAAAGGGAAGGCGAAACCCGACGACGCAACAAAGAAACAGAACGAAUUCUCCAGCGAACCCGAGGCCGCCGCUCUCAAGUUCCGCGGCGACGACCCGGGAUACGAGACUAUAGAUCGCAAGAAAUCCACAAACCACGGCUAUGAAACUAUAGCACACAAGGAACGCACAAACUCGCAGAGCCAGGACCCUGGCUACGAGACUGUGAAAGAUGUCAACAAAACACUUUCGACCUUCACAAACAACAAUCUGCUGAAGCUAAAUCAUUUGAAUGACAGCGGACCCAAUAGCAUUAUAAGCAGCGAUCCCGGAUACGAGCAUAUCACGAAGCCCGACAACAGCGCCUCCGAUUCUGACCCUAACUAUGAGGUGCUGAGGAACCAGCCGCCCACCCCGCCCUACGCCACCAUCGCACCCGACUACAAGGUGCAGCCCACCUACUCCACUGUCAACAAGCGAACCGGCAAGUACAACAACUGGCCGGCAAACAACAACGACGAAGGAGCGCAGGAGCCCAACUACGAGUCUAUGUCGAACGAUCCAUUUUACACGACCGGCAGUGAGUCCGACCCCAACUACGAAUCUGUACGACCGAAAGAUCCAAACUACGAAAGUGUCAACGCACAGGAUCCGAACUACGAAUCUUUGCGGUGUAAAGACCCAAAAUAUGAGUCGGUGCGUUCGAAAGACUCGAAAUAUGACUCGGUGAGGUCCAAAAAGGAUCCAAACUAUGAAAGUGUCAAGUAUUUUGAAUUAUCGCAAAAGGAACCGCCAUAUGAGAAAGUGAACAAUGAGGCUGCUAUGAAUUCAGUGGAGAGAUCGGACUCCGCUGCUGGAUAUGAGAAGAUCAACGUGCCCGCGAGCAGGGACCCCAAAAGCAGUAUUAACAGCGGUGCCGACGGCAUCGUCAGCGACUACUUCCAAGUUUAAGUCCUGGUUCAUUUAUUUCAAUGUUAUAAUUUAUGAAAAAGUAGUCAAUUUAAUUUAUGAUAUUAUUUUGUAAGAUAUCUGAAUAGUCGGUGGUCGGAGGUUUUAUAAAUUGUUGCUGUGAGAAGACCAUCCUCAAGUCAUAAACUUUUUAUACAUCAAAUUUUCAAAAACGAGAAAACUUUUGAUCCAUAAAAAGAAUUUAAUUGAAAAGUUAAAUAAUUUAUUAGCAAAACUGAAGUUUUCUGCAGAAUUGAAUCGGAAUAUUACGUGUAAGUAUUAAUCACGUAUGUUUUUUUUUGUAGUGACAUACCUUUGACUGCCCCGACUUGAGAGCUUAUUUUACAUUUAGUAAAACCCACGCCCGGCACUAAGAUUGCGUGCUUAAUUUAUUUAUUUUAUCAACUAAAAUUUCGUUAAAUAAUACCACGGAGAGGGAUAUGUUUCUUUCUCGGGUAUCUGUGAUAUAAAUAUUAAAUACAGACCUUAUUUUUAUAAGUUUAUUAUUUAGU